AUGACAACGCGCAAAAUUUACAGAGAAGAAGAUCACCCCCCUCUCCCGGUCCCUCCUCACUUAAACAUCUCGGCGGAGAUGCAUCUCUUGACCCUGAGGAAGAACUCCACACAGACCACACCUAGUCCUGGCUGUGACCAGAACCUUUUAUUGUGUCUAUGGGGACAAUCACGGAGUGAGAGUUAUCAAAAAGAAUUCACACGCAAACCCAUUUCAUCGUGCACACCUCCGUCCCCACCUCCAGUUGCCUCUCCCCGCUGGCCACAUCCCUACCUGAUGUGGUUUUCAGAGUCCCUCACUCUUCUGGGGGACCCGGGACUACAGCAAGAUAGUUCAGGAUGGCAGAGCUCACUUCCUCUGAACAUCACAGCCAAGUGGAUGAAGAUGACCCCCUUUAUCCUGCUUAUUCUGGCGGCAUCAGAUGUUUGUGCUGACAGACACUCUCUCCGGUACUAUAGAACUGGAGUCUCCUCUCCGGGAUCCGGGCUGCCUGCGUAUUCUUCAAUCGGAUAUGUGGAUGACCAGCAGAUAACAAAUUAUAACAGUGACACUCGUCAGAAUCUUCCCAAGACUGAGUGGAUGAAGAAAAUGAAAUCAGAAUACUGGGAGAGAGAGACAAAAUACUAUCAGAAGGCUGAGCUGGCUUGCAAAGACAAUUUGGAGUCACUAACUAAACGAUUUACAAAGACUGGAGGUCUACAUAUCUACCAGGAAAUUGUUGGCUGUGAAUUGGGAGAUGACGGCAGCACUGCAGUGUAUAAUAAGCAUGCAUACAACGGGAGAGAUUUCCUAUAUCUGGACACACAGACGUGGAACUGGAUCCCAGUCACACCUGAAGCUAAAUUCUCCACACAGGCUUGGAACCUCGCAGAGACAAGACAGGCAGAGGAAUGGAGGAAUUAUCUGAUGAAUACCUGUACAGGACAGCUGAAGGAAGUCUUUGUAUGUGGGAGAGAGGAUCUAGAGAAACGAGUGCAUCCAGAGGUGAAGGUGUGGGGCCGUCGUCAGUCUAAUGGUGUGAUGAGACUUCAGUGCCUGGUGUACGGGUUUCACCCCCGAGCUGUGCAUGUGAAGUGGGUGAGGAAUGGAGUAGAUGAUGUUCCUUCAGAUGAAAUGAGUCCAAUUCUCCCCCAUCCUGACGGCACCUAUCAGAUCAGAGUCAGGGUGGACGUAACAACAAGGGAGGGAGACACUUACUCCUGUCAUGUGGUACACAGCAGCCUCCAGGAGACUGUUGCUGUGAUUUGGGCUUCCGGCAAUACGAGCAGCUCCGUCGUAGUUCGGGUGACGUCACGAGUGGAGACGUCACCGGACUCCAACCCCUUUUCUUAUUUAAACCGCCGGAGUCAUUUGCCUGGCGUUCGUGCUAGGAGCCUGACGCCAGGCAAAUACCUCCUGCGGUAG
Messenger RNA from Nanorana parkeri, 1404 nucleotides. Its product is annotated as major histocompatibility complex class I-related gene protein-like. NCBI's taxonomy places the organism in Eukaryota, Metazoa, Chordata, Amphibia, Anura, Dicroglossidae. The record is from RefSeq and is a predicted model, not a curated record. Gene Ontology annotation, biological process: immune response. The coding region runs from base 1 to 1404 and encodes 467 amino acids. Gene Ontology annotation, cellular component: external side of plasma membrane. The transcript has 8 exons.